This is a messenger RNA of Malania oleifera, 852 nucleotides long. RefSeq names its product MLP-like protein 423. The coding region runs from base 105 to 551 and encodes 148 amino acids. The transcript is spliced from 2 exons. Gene Ontology annotation, biological process: defense response. Lineage: Eukaryota; Viridiplantae; Streptophyta; Magnoliopsida; Santalales; Ximeniaceae. The record is from RefSeq and is a predicted model, not a curated record.
CAACUGCUUGCAUAUCUUUUGCCUUCAACCUCAUUUUCACAUUUGAUUUUGCCUCUACAGCUGUGGGUUUCCUUUGUGUCCUCCAAGAUCCACACAUCCCCAUAAUGGCUUCAAGUGGGAAGCUUAAUGUGGAAGUGAAGGUGAAGUCCAAUGCAAAAAAGAUGUGGGAAAGCAUUAUGGACUUUGUCACUCUCUUCCCCAAGGCCAUGCCUGACGUGUACAAAACCAUUCAAGUUCUUGAAGGAGACGGAAAGUCUGUUGGCUCUGUUAUAAUCAAAUUUGGAGAAGGAUUGCCCCCUGUCACGGAGAAGAUAGAUGAAUUGGAUGAAGGUAACAAGACAGUAGCCUAUAGCGUGGUCGACGGGGAGCUGCUGAAAUACUACAAGAGUUUCAGGGCCAAUCUGACUGUGGUUCCAAAGGGGGAGGGGAGCUUGGUGAAGUGGGGCUGUGAGUUUGAGAAGGCAAGCGAGGAGACUAUUGAUCCAGAAUCCUAUAAAGAUUUUGCAGUCAAGAACAUCGAACAGCUGGAUGCCUAUGUCCUCAAUGCAUAGGCAUGGAAGAGACUCACCCGCAAAAUUAUUCUCUCCUUAAUUCUCAUGGUCUACUCUUUAAGUAAAUAUAAGUCCUAUAAAGUCCUGCACUAUAUGUAUACUCGACACAACAACAAAUAACGUUUCAGUGGUGGAUACACCAUGAAAUGAUGUUUCCCUCUUCUUCCAUGUGAGUAGUUAUAGAUAGUAGAAUGGUGAUUGAGGUGGGAGCCUUGAUCAAUAUUGCAACUUAACAAAGAUUACAGCUGCUUUACUAAUGUCCAAAUAUUAAGGCUGCAAAAGUGGCAAAUUUUUCACGUGA